Messenger RNA from Microplitis mediator, 2139 nucleotides. It is a transcript of the gene mxt, whose product is annotated as eukaryotic translation initiation factor 4E-binding protein Mextli. Bases 173 to 1708 code for a protein of 511 amino acids. Gene Ontology annotation, biological process: positive regulation of translation; regulation of formation of translation initiation ternary complex. The transcript has 10 exons. Gene Ontology annotation, molecular function: eukaryotic initiation factor 4E binding; translation initiation factor activity; RNA binding. The record is from RefSeq and is a predicted model, not a curated record. Lineage: Eukaryota; Metazoa; Arthropoda; Insecta; Hymenoptera; Braconidae. Gene Ontology annotation, cellular component: RNA cap binding complex; cytoplasm.
UGCAUAUAUGUAUGUAGUCAUCUGAAUAAAUAUAUAUAUACAUUCCUUUGUGUACAUGUAUAACAGGAAAAAGAAACGACGAAACCUCCUGUCAUAUUCUUUACAAAGAAAGCCAUUGUUCGAAGUACAUCCGUAAAUCGUUUGUAAAAUAAUUAACUUAAAACGAUUUGAAAUGGCUAGUACGCAGUUAACACCACGACCUAGAAUGACGAAAAAACACGAAAAGCCUCGGCCCCUGAAACUUAAUCUUCGACACUCAAGUAUUGAUGAGAGAAUAGCUACAGUUGAAGACUUGGUAUCUCUCAUUGAUAACGUAGCUUCGAAUUUAUCGAAUGGUUUUCAUGAUCCAACGCUUCAGCAGAACAUUAUUACAAUGUGCAACACAUUGAAACAGUGUGCUCAUCAAUUUGAACCAGUCUACAAAGAUCAAUUGGACAGAGCUUUUGUAGCGAUUCGUAAUGGAAGCCAAGACGAGAGACUCGAUCUGACGACAAGAAUUCAUCUGCUGGAACUUAUUGAGCUAAGAGCCAAGCAGUGGCGUUACAACGACUCUAUGGAUGCUUAUUAUACAUCUAAAUUGGCUGAUUUGAAUGAACCGGAUGUCAUUGGUGUUGAUGCAAUGGCUAAUCAAGUAGGAACACUUAAUUUGACAUCACCCCAAACGCCUCCGGUGCUGGGUGUCGGCGAAGUUAUUAAAAAUAGCGGGAAAUUUGCAAAGCCAACACGAAUUCCUGGGAAAAAUUAUUGUAAAGAUGAAGUUGUCAUCCGCAAUAGUGAUUCCGGAAAAGUGAUGGGAAUAAAGGGAAGACGUGUGCACAUGAUAGAGGAGCUCAGCGAGACGAUCAUCUCCUUUCAGCGAGUUAAUCCUGGAGCUAGAGAACGACUGGUCCAAAUAACUGGGACUUCAGAAGAAAAAAUUCAUUACGCGAAAGAUUUAAUAAAAGAAACCAUUCAACGAAAUGCUUCACCAGUACGAAUGGGACCAGCUAGAGUGGACAAGAGCGGCAUCGGAGGUUCGAGCUCAUCACUUAACAGCAGUGCGUCGGACGAGAGUAAUCGUCUUCCUCAGCAAUACCAGCAGUCGCAAAUCCGUUCAUCCACGUUGCUCCACAGCUUGUCAACCAACGACGCGAGCAUCGGCGAGUACAAGCACACCGUCAACGUCGGCAAUCACUCAUUAAAAAUAACCGGAAGCAAUUUGAAUCUCGUGAGAUCUGCCAAAAUAAUUCUCGACGAGCACUUUUCUAAAUGGUCUGGUGACAGUGGUAUCGAGUGCUUUGAUUUUACUGAUGACUUUCCUUCAUCGUUUCCCAACACUCCUGUUAUUAAUCAGCAAAUUAAGUUACCUGACAAUAAUGCAAAUGUCAAUGCUGCUGUGAAUCUCAAGAGGGAAACAAGUUUGGAGAGCAACGCGACUUCCGAAAGUGAAGAAACUUUUAAGUCUACUAAACAAACGAUCAAAGAAGAAAUAAAUAAUCGACGAAACGAUAAUCGAGAAAUGUCCUAUGAAUUAUUAUUGCUUUGCGCAAAAGGUCCUUACGCCAAAAGACCACCGGCGAAUUGGAUCCGCAUUAAAGAAGAAUGUCCAAAUAUUAUUCGUAAGUCACCGAUUCGCUGGUUCGAACCGGACACUUACAAAGCUAAAGUCGCAGCUGCUGGUAUGAGAACUGUGUUGUCUUCCGGCGAUAUUGAUAAUGAUAUUGAAUGAUAAAAAGAGAAGAUUAACUAUUUAUUGACAUAAAUAUACCAAUUACUGACUCUUUAAUUAAUUACACACUAGUUAUUAUUUGUUUCUGAUAAUUUAUUACUCGCUUUAUUCUUAAUUGCUUGGAUUACUUUUUUUUAACAGUCAAAGAGUCACUAACUGGGACAUUUUACAUAUUUAACUUCUUUUUUUAUCUUAUUUAAUCUUCAUUAGCACACCAAUGAUUACUAUACUUUUAUUUUAAAAUAUAAAACAUAAUUUUAUUACGAAUUGUACUCAAGUCAUUUUACAAACAUAUUUGUUGCUAAUUAUUUACACUGAUUUAUUAUUUUAUUAAUAUUUAUUUAUUUAUUUUAUUUUUCAAAUAGUCUAGUCUAAACUAAAAAGACUUUAAAAGUUUAAAAAAUUUUAUUAAUCACUAGUCGUUUAUAGAA